AUGGACAUCCGUAUGGCAGAGAACUGUGUUAAUGUUCCAGUUGUGCUAGAGGAUGGAGUGGUCACCCGCCAGGUCUGUGCAAACGCAGGAUCUGACUGCUGCUACUUCAAGUCCACCCCAAUUCGUGUUAAAGCAUGCCCAGGCAAUUUCUAUGUCUAUGAGAUUGUCAGGCCAAUGUUCUGCAACAUGGCCUACUGUACAGAUUCCAGCACCAUAACUCCAAAUCGUGCGCCUCCAGUCAUAUCUAGUGGACGUGAACUAAACACAGCCAGGACACCCAAUCCAGCCAGCUCUACUUUUGACCCCUGUCAGAACUACAAUGUACUUGAUGACACCUGGAGAACUACAUACAGUUACCAUGGUUAUGGCUACUAUGCUUACGGUUCCUCCGGUUACUACAGCAGUCACGAUGACACCACUGUUGAAUGGGAUGGAUGGUAUCGGCUGUAUCUACAUGGAGAAGAUGCACAAAUUUCUGAGUGGUGUUUGGGUUCUAUAACAUCUGGUGGAUACACCCCACUGCUGCUUGGUGGUUCACAUCCCCUUAUUGAGGAUGGAAUUGUUACUCGAGAAAUCUAUGGGACCAAUAUUUACAAUUACUGGUGGUACUGGGGAUACUACUGGUGGUACUGGGGAAAUGGGUGGUAUGGAAGCCAGUGUAAUUACUACACGUCCAACCCAAUACAAGUGAAAGCCUGUCCAGGACAUUACUAUGUCUACAAACUUGUCAAGCCAGAUUUGUCAAUUCCUCUGCCAACAUACACUGCAGUUGCUUUAGACAGACUUACAUCUUAUGAUCCCUGCAACAACUACGUCUCCCUUGACCAACCCUGGAGAGCCAAUAAUGCACCUGGUUUGGAAAUUUGUGACAGCAACUUCAACUGGAAUGGCUGGUACCGUCUGCUGUACAAUGAGUUGGAUAUCCGUAUGGCAGAGAGCUGUGUUAAUGUUUACAGAUGUGGUACUUACUACACUCUGUGGCUCAAUGGUCCUCAUCCUCAGCCAGAGGAUGGAGUGGUCACCCGUCAGGUCUGUGCAAAUGCAGGAUCUGACUGCUGCUUCUUCAAGUCCAACCCAAUUCGUGUUAAAGCAUGUCCAGGCAACUACUAUGUGUAUGAGAUUGUCAGGCCAAUCUUCUGCAACAUGGCUUACUGUACAGAUGUCAACACCACAUCUGCAGUUGUUGAACACUCAAGUGAUGCAGAAUCUAAAAUGGCCCUGACAUCUACUCAUGAAGACUUCACGUUUGACCCUUGUAACUACCAUGAUGUUGUUGAUGAUUACUGGAGGAACACAAUGGAACUAUAUAAUUUCUACACUGGCCAUGAUGACACUCUUGUUGAAUGGAAUGGCUGGUAUCGGCUGUUUCUCCAGGGGAAUAGUGCUCAGCUGUCUGAGUGGUGUGUGAGCUACAUGAGAUGUGGUGGCUACACUCCGCUUGUACUUGGUGGUUCUCAUCCACAACUAGAGGAUGGAAUUGUGACCAGAGAAAUCUAUGCCUACUCUGAUGGCCAGUGCAGCUCAGUGUCCAGGUCCCACCCAAUCCAAGUGAAAGCCUGUCCAGGGCAUUACUAUGUCUACAAACUUGUCAAGCCAGAUGUGUCGAUUCCAAUGCCUACAUACUGUGCAGUGAACUUUACUUACCCAAGCACUGACCCCUGUUAUAACUACAAUGUGUUGGAGGAGUCUUGGAGAGCCACAGACAAUGCAGAGCACAACUACUACAACUCCUGGUGGUGGUGGUGGACAUGGUGUGACAGAUACACCAGCUGGAAUGGCUGGUACCGGCUCUUCUACCAGGGAAAUAAUGUUGAGAUGCCAGAUUCAUGCGUUAGCCCGGGCAUGUGCGGCACUGAUAUCCCUCUCUGGCUCAACGGUUCCCUCCCACAACUGGAGGACGGAGUAGUUAUACGACAAGCGUGUGGGAGCUCAUACAGUGACUGCUGUUAUUACAAAUCCUUUCCCAUCCAAGUGAAAGCUUGUCCAGGAAAUUACUACGUAUAUGAGCUUGUGAGCCCAGCCUUCUGUAACUCAGCCUACUGUGCUGAUGUUGACACCAUUUCACCAGUUACUGAUCCAAAACCAAACAAAACUGUAGACCCAACCACAUUGGUCAUCACUGCAACUACUGCAAUUACCACAGCAGGAAUGUCAACAUUCACGACUGGGUUCACCACUCCCAAUACCACUAACGUGACUGUUACAAACCCAACCAUUGACCCCUGUAUGCAAUAUAAUGAGCUGAGCGACUCCUGGAGAGCAACAAACAACCCAAACCUUUAUAAUGCUACCUUUCCAUGGGGGCAGAAUGCAUGGUGUGACACCUUUAUCAACUGGAAUGGCUGGUAUCGGCUUUUCUACUUGGGAAAAAAUGUCCAGAUGCCAGAUUCAUGUGUUACUGAGGGCAUGUGUGGCACAUAUAUCCCUCUUUGGCUCAACGGUCCUCAUCCACAGCUGGUAGAUGGUGUGGUCACACGGCAAGUGUGUGGGAGCUGGAACAGUGACUGCUGUUAUCACAACUCCUCCCCCAUACAAGUGAAAGCUUGUCCAGGAGGUUACUAUGUAUACGAGCUUGUCAGUCCAACCAUCUGUUUUUCAGCUUACUGUACAGAUGUUGGUAACAGUGCAACAUCUACUACUCAAGACCCACCACAGUACACCACCAUGGUCACCACUCCCUUUAAUGCAACAGUGGACCCAUGUGAGGAGCUGAACUGCACUGAGGAUGAGUUGUGUCGGGAGAUAGACAGUGUAUAUGGCUGCUUCUGUAAUCAGAAUGAAUCUACACUACACCCAGAGUCUUACGAUGCUAUUGAAGUGUGUGAGGGCAGCUCUGGCACCAUAUCUCUGUCCCUCUGUCAGCUCUUAAAAUCUGGUUUCCCUGGUAAAAGCCUGCACUUGAAUGACCCCAGCUGCAGAGGAACAGUCCAGAAUGGCAGACUGGUGUUCCACUUUGAUAAUGAUGAUCACGUCUGUGGCACAAACCUCAUGUCCAAUGGAACUCACAUCAUAUACAAGAACUCUAUCCAGAGCACAGGCAACUCAACAGAAGGCCCCAUUAACAGAAAGAAAUCACUAGUACUGCAGUUCUCCUGCAUCUAUGAGCUCACUCAAACACUUACUAUGGCCACUGCAUUAAACCCUCUACAGAGCAUAGUACACAAGACCCUUCCAGGUGGUGUGGGGAUGUACCAGGUCAGAAUGAUUCCCUAUCAGGAUCCUGGUUUCUCCCACCCUUACAAUGGCAGUGCAGACAUAGAGGUCAAUCAGAGGAUCUAUGUGGCAGUGAUUGUCCAGGGGGUGGACAGCCGUCAGAUUACUACAGUGAUUGAUUCAUGUUGGGCCACUCCUGAGAAUGAACGCAACUUUGCUGACCCUUGGCACCUCAUCAUUAAUAAGUGCCCUAAUCCGGAAGAUAACACAGUGCAAGUCCUUCAGAAUGGUGUCUUCACAACAGCCCGCUUCUCCUUCAAGAUGUUCACCUUUAACAAAUACCCCUUUGACAAGGUCUUCCUUCACUGCUCCAUUCACCUUUGCCUUCUGCAGAACAACAACUGUGCAAUGCAUUGUCAGCCUGGAUACCACCACAGAGCUGCCAGGUCUGUGGAUGCCCAUGACACCUCCUCCAUCUCCAUGGGGCCUUUAUCAGGACUGAGAGAAGCAGAGAAUUUGCAUCUGUCUCCCAAACGCUCCAUGUUACAGAAUGACCAGCCCACCAAGGACACAGUGAAGGACCGAGACUGGUAUGUGUUUGUUUCGCUGGGACAAAAGUCCAGCUUUUUCCACACAGUCUGA
This is a messenger RNA of Electrophorus electricus (electric eel), 3795 nucleotides long. NCBI's taxonomy places the organism in Eukaryota, Metazoa, Chordata, Actinopteri, Gymnotiformes, Gymnotidae. The record is from RefSeq and is a predicted model, not a curated record.